Messenger RNA from Trematosphaeria pertusa, 732 nucleotides. RefSeq lists its product as uncharacterized. The record is from RefSeq and is a predicted model, not a curated record. The transcript has 5 exons. The coding region runs from base 1 to 732 and encodes 243 amino acids. NCBI's taxonomy places the organism in Eukaryota, Fungi, Ascomycota, Dothideomycetes, Pleosporales, Trematosphaeriaceae.
AUGGACGUCAACAACAUUGACCCCUCCAUGCUGGAGCACAUACCAGCCAUAGCGCCACCGCCGGGAACUGUCUCAAACUUCGUCAACCCACCAUCGCUCGACAGUCAGCCGCGAAUAGUCAUGUAUGUUAUGUUGCCUUUAACGAUCGUACCUCUGUUCCUGCGUCUAUACACUCGAGCGAGGAUCCAGCGCUCGUGGGGAGCAGAUGACUACCUCGUCAUCGUCUCAAUGAUCUGUGUUCUCGCUUUCUGCGGCAUAUUUCUAGACCUUCUCGAGGGUCCAUUCGGAGAACAUACAUGGGACGUUCCAGUAAGCCGUCUGACCGAGGAUUAUGCGAAGGGAAACCUCGCUUCCCAAUGCCUCUACGCCCUUUCGGCCAUCUUCGUCAAAGUAACCCUGCUCGUCUUCUACCUUCGAGUUUUCCACCCGGUCCACCACACGAGGGUUAUGAUAUGGGUAGGAAUCAUAUUCACAGCCGUUUUCUACGUCGCCUGCUCCAUCGCCACGAUCGUACUAUAUGUCCCACCGAAGGGGCAGAAGAACGGAUGGACUUCAACAAAGCCGGAGUCCGUGACAACAGCUCUUCUUCUGGUUCCAUCAAUCCAGGGUGUUGUCGGCGUGAUUAUCGACUUCUACAUCUUGGUCAUUCCUAUGCACCUCGUCAUGGGUCUUCAUUUGCCUCUUGGCCGCAAGCUGAGCGUCUGUGGUAUCUUCUUCACCGGUUUCAUGUAG